Artibeus jamaicensis (Jamaican fruit-eating bat) is the source of this 1308-nucleotide messenger RNA. RefSeq names its product RAD51 associated protein 1 (gene RAD51AP1). The record is from RefSeq and is a predicted model, not a curated record. Bases 111 to 908 code for a protein of 265 amino acids. Gene Ontology annotation, biological process: double-strand break repair via homologous recombination; interstrand cross-link repair. The transcript has 7 exons. Gene Ontology annotation, molecular function: single-stranded DNA binding; double-stranded DNA binding. NCBI's taxonomy places the organism in Eukaryota, Metazoa, Chordata, Mammalia, Chiroptera, Phyllostomidae.
UGUUGUCAGGGGGCGGGGAGAUCUGCUCUCCGGGUUUGGGCGGGAAUUGAAACCGCCUGUUCUGCCUACAAGAACGUUAUAGUUCUAAAUGUUCAGCUUUGAACGUAACCAUGGUUCGGCCAGUGAGGAAUAAGAAACCAGUCAAUUACUCACAGUUCGAGGACUCCGAUGAUGAUGAUGAUUUUGUUUCUGCAACUGGACCUUUAAAUAAGAAAUCCAGAACAACACCAAAGGAAUUAAAACUAGAGAGGCCAAAACUUAAAUUAAAGAAUCUCCAGAAAGAAGACAUCCCAUUACAAGAGAAAACUCCCCAAAAAAGGAUGGCUCUAGAUGACAAGCUCUACCAGAGAGACUUAGAAGUUGCACUAGCAUUAUCAGUGAAGGAAAUUCCAACAGUAACCAUUGAUUUGGAGGACUCUCAAGGCAAUGAAAAACGUGGCAAUGGUGAAACAGAAAGAAUGGAUAAGUCUCCCCAUAUGUCCAAUUGCAGUGUAGCCAGUGAUUAUUUAGAUUUGGACAAGAUUACUGAGGAAGGUGCUUCUCAUGGUGCUCAAGGGAAAAGAAAAGCAGCAUCUAAAGCGGUCGUGCAACAGAGGAAGAUUCUUUUGGAAGGCAGUGAUGGUGACAGUGCUAACAACUCUGAACCAGACUAUGACACUGGGAAACCCGAAGGCCUGAACACCCAGUGGACAGCUACAGACCACAUUGGAGUACCACCACCCUGCCCCUGCACAGCUGAUCCUCCAUGGAAGGCAGUAAGUGGUGAGUGGUCACAGCCAGUCCUCGCAGCUGACUGGUUUGGGCAAAUCCUUCCCAUUGACCUACCAGCAGCAACCAAGGCUCAACUACAAGAGGAGGUUGUACUUAGCCCACACAUAGGGUGCACCUUAAGUACCCAGCUUAGGUGAUAAGGGAGACUGAGCCACUGGACCCCAUGGGACACCUAUUAUAUUAGGCCACACUACCAAGACACAUACUCAAAGCAGCUCUACCUAAUGCAUAGAAACAAACACAGGCUGCCAAAACGAGGAAACAAACAUGCCCCAAAUGAAAGAACAGAUCAAAACUCCAUAAAAGAGCUAAAUGAAAUGGAGAUAAGCAAUCUGUCAGAUGCAGAGUUGCAAACACUGGUUAUAAGGAUGCUCAAGGAACUCGGUGAGGACCUCAAUAGCAUAAAAAAGAUCCAGGCAGAAAUUAAGAACAUGCUGAUGGAAAUAAAGAACAAUUUAUAAGGAAGAAACAGUAGAGUGGAUGAAGCCAAGAAUCAAAUCAAUGAUUUGGAACUUAAGGAAGGAAAAAACAGCCAAU